UCCGAGGCGCCGGCUCGAGCCCGGGUGUUCCCGCUUUCCCGGUCCGCUGCCCCGCUUUCCGGUCCGCUGCCCCCGCUUCGGCCCCCGCAGACAUGUCGGGUUUCAGCCCGGAACUUAUCGACUACCUGGAAGGGAAAAUCUCCUUUGAGGAGUUCGAGAGGCGGAGAGAAGAGAGAAAAACCCGGGAGAAGAAAGAAAAAGGAAAAUCAUCACCCAAAGAAAAACCAGAUUCAGAAGUCCCAUCCUCUUCAGGAAUUGACUCUGCCAAGUCCCAGGACAAAGAUGCCAAUGAAGGAGAAACAUCAGAUGGAGUGAGUAAGUCAGUUCACAAAGUCUUUGCUUCCAUGCUCGGAGAGACUGAAGAUGAUGAAGAGGAGGAGGAAGAGGAGGAGGAGGAGGAGGAAACAUCUGAGCAACCCACCGCAGGCGAUGUAUUUGUGUUGGAGAUGGUUCUCAACCGUGAAACCAAAAAAAUGAUGAAAGAGAAGAGGCCUCGAAGUAAACUGCCCAGAGCCCUGAGAGGUCUCAUGGGUGAAGCCAAUAUUCGCUUUGCUCGAGGAGAACAUGAAGAGGCGAUAUUGAUGUGCAUGGAAAUCAUAAGACAAGCUCCUUUGGCUUAUGAGCCAUUCUCUACACUUGCCAUGAUAUACGAGGACCAAGGUGACAUGGAGAAGUCACUGCAGUUUGAGUUGAUUGCUGCACAUUUAAACCCCAGCGACACAGAAGAGUGGGUUAGGCUGGCAGAAAUGUCUCUGGAACAAGACAAUAUCAAGCAGGCUAUUUUUUGCUAUACAAAAGCUCUUAAAUAUGAACCUACUAACGUUCGUUACCUGUGGGAGAGAUCAAGCCUGUAUGAACAGAUGGGUGAUCAUAAAAUGGCCAUGGAUGGCUAUAGGCGUAUUUUAAAUCUUUUGUCUCCAUCUGAUGGAGAACGUUUUAUGCAGUUGGCUAGAGAUAUGGCAAAGAGUUACUAUGAAGCCAAUGACAGUACUUCAGCUAUAAACAUAAUCGAGGAAGCCUUCUCCAAACACCAGGGCUUAGUCUCCAUGGAGGAUGUUAACAUCGCAGCUGAGUUAUAUAUCUCCAACAAGCAGUAUGACAAAGCUUUGGAGGUAAUUACAGAUUUUUCUGGAAUUGUCCUAGAGAAGGAAACUGUGGAAGAAGGCACCUCAGAAGAGAAUAAAGCUGCGGAGACCGUCACCUGCUCUAUACCUGAUAGUGUGCCCAUAGACAUCACGGUGAAGCUGAUGGUGUGCCUGGUGCAUCUCAACAUCCUCGAGCCACUCAAUCCUCUCUUGACAACGCUGGUGGAACAGAAUCCUGAAGAUAUGGGCGACCUCUACCUUGAUGUUGCUGAAGCUUUUCUGGAUGUUGGUGAAUAUAAUUCGGCGCUUCCCCUGCUCAGCGCGCUGGUCUGUUCUGAGAGGUACAACCUGGCAGUGGUUUGGCUCCGGCAUGCAGAAUGUUUAAAGGCCUUGGGCUACAUGGAACGGGCCGCUGAAAGCUACAGUAAGGUGGUUGACCUGGCCCCGCUCCAUCUCGAUGCAAGGAUCUCACUUUCUAUCCUGCAGCAGCAGCUAGGCCGUCCUGAGAAAGCUCUGGAAGCUCUGGAGCCCAUGUAUGACCCAGAUACUUUAGCCCAGGAUGCCAAUGCCGCACAGCAGGAACUGAAGCUGCUCCUUCACCGCUCCACGCUGCUGUUCUCACAAGGCAAGAUGUACGGCUACCUGGACACCUUGCUGACCAUGCUCGCCAUGCUUUUAAAGGUUGCGAUGAAUAGAGCCCAAGUUUGUUUGAUAUCCAGCUCCAAAUCUGGAGAAAGGCAUCUCUACCUUAUUAAAGUCUCAAGAGAUAAAAUCUCAGACAACAAUGAGCAAGAAACAUCCAAUUAUGAUGCGAAAGCAAUAUUUGCUGUACUCACAAGUGUCUUGCCAAAAGAUGACUGGUGGAACCUUCUCUUGAAGGCCAUAUACACCUUGAGUGACUUAUCCCGAUUCCAGGAAGCUGAGUUGCUUGUAGAUUCUUCACUGGAAUAUUACUCAUUUUAUGACGACAGACAAAAACGCAAAGAACUAGAAUACUUCGGUCUGUCUGCUGCAAUUCUGGACAAAAAUUUCAGAAAGGCAUAUGACUAUAUCAGGGUAAUGGUAAUGGAAAAUGUCAAUAAGCCCCAGCUGUGGAAUAUUUUCAAUCAAGUUACCAUGCACUCCCAAGAUGUAAGACAUCAUCGCUUCUGCCUCCGUCUGAUGCUGAAAAACCCGGAUAAUCAUGCUCUGUGCGUUCUGAAUGGACACAACGCAUUCGUGUCCGGGAGCUUCAAACAUGCUCUUGGACAGUAUGUACAAGCCUUCCGUGCCUACCCCAGUGAGCCCCUCUACAAUCUCUGCAUCGGCCUGACCUUCAUCCACAUGGCAUCGCAGAAGUAUGUGCUGAAGAGACACGCUCUGACUGUGCAGGGCUUUUCCUUCCUUAAUCGGUACCUGAGCAUACGUGGACCUUGCCAGGAAUCUUUCUACAAUCUGGGCCGCGGCCUUCACCAACUGGGACUGGCUCACCUUGCGAUCCACUAUUACCAGAAGGCUCUGGCACUCCCUCCACUCGUGGUAGAGGGCAUAGAGGUUGACCAGUUGGACCUCCGAAGAGAUAUUGCCUACAACAUGUCUCUCAUCUAUCAGGGCAGCGGGAACACUGCAAUGGCUCAAAAGCUUUUGUACACCUAUUGUGUCAUAUAACCGAGAAAGCUGCUGCGCGGACCAGUGUCUUCUGUGACACUAUUGUUCUUGAUGGUAAAAAUGGUGCUGACAUUACCGCUAGCUACCAGUAUAACCGCAGCUUUGAGGCGGGAGGUAUAGCUCAGCUGUGGAGUGCCUGUUUGUUUUGUAUGCACAAGGCCCUACAUUCAAGCCACAAGCCUUUGGAAACCCGAAACACUGCUUUUAUCUCUGGAAUAUAUACAGUGUUACCAUUCCUGUGAAGAUGUACAUAUUAUCCUGUUAUUUCCCCUUAGCAUUCUAUAAUAAAAUUAUUCCCAUGCAGAAAUGGA
Peromyscus maniculatus bairdii (prairie deer mouse) is the source of this 3043-nucleotide messenger RNA. It is a transcript of the gene Gtf3c3, whose product is annotated as general transcription factor IIIC subunit 3. Gene Ontology annotation, biological process: transcription by RNA polymerase III. Gene Ontology annotation, cellular component: transcription factor TFIIIC complex. Lineage: Eukaryota; Metazoa; Chordata; Mammalia; Rodentia; Cricetidae. The record is from RefSeq and is a predicted model, not a curated record. Gene Ontology annotation, molecular function: protein binding.